Didymosphaeria variabile is the source of this 1740-nucleotide messenger RNA. RefSeq lists its product as uncharacterized. The transcript has 3 exons. NCBI's taxonomy places the organism in Eukaryota, Fungi, Ascomycota, Dothideomycetes, Pleosporales, Didymosphaeriaceae. Gene Ontology annotation, molecular function: catalytic activity. The coding region runs from base 1 to 1740 and encodes 579 amino acids. The record is from RefSeq and is a predicted model, not a curated record.
AUGACGCCCUACCUUACGGGAGCUACGAAUGGUCACGCCAACGGUAGUGCGUCUUACGACAACACAGACACACUGCUCGAUGGCACGCACGCCGCCCUGGAUUUUCUUCUAGGACAGGUCACAGCUCAACUUCCGGAAGAGUGCUUGCCAUAUGUUGCACGAGCACGUUUCUCGACAGCCAACACCGGAAGUCCUUACUUUCCGAGUCCAUUGAAACAGACAGAAGCCAUUUCAGCUCUAAAGGCGGUGGAAGCUGGCGUAGCAGCAUCAAUAGCAGAUCUCAAAACCAAUGUGCCGGAUCGAAGCAUCAAUGUGGACCUGGAACGAGCUUCCGCCUUCCUCUUCUCUACGUACCUUGCCACUGUUGGCGGCAUGGACAAGGCACAUCCCAAAGUGAAGAAGUACUUGAAGGAUACCGAUCUCCUCCAAGCUCAGUCCAUCCUCUAUCGCAGACUGUCCGCGAACCUCUACGCAACCAAGAACCAUGGCGAAUACUUCCAUCUUCAUGGUUCUCUGGAAGCUACCAAAGCGCUAAACAUGAUCGGCUUAGAAGGCCACCGAGCAGACCUCACCGAGUACCGCGAAUGUAUUAAAGUCAUUGAAGAUCAUGUCAAGAAGUACACUGUCGACGAGCUUGAAGAGAUGAACUGGAGGAUCAAACAGGCGGGUGUGACCUGCUUGAAGUGGGAAGACUUCCAGACCACCGAGCACGGCCAAGCUCUACUGCAAGAGCCGCCGUGGAGAGUCGACCUUCUAGAACCUGAAUCGCCUCCUGCUCCGUUCCCUUUCGCUGCGUCAUCGGCGCCGAAACCCCAAAUUCUGGCAGGAAUUCGCGUCAUCGAACUGUGCCGGAUAAUUGCAGGACCGGCGAUCGGACGAGGAUUGGCUGAAUAUGGUGCCGAAGUCAUCAAAAUCACGUCGCCCAAUCUAUCCGACGUACCAUUCUUUCAAGUGGACGGCAAUCUAGGCAAGCAUGCCGCUGAACUGAACUUGCGCGAUUCGAGCGAUCGCAAAGUUUUUGAGGAUUUACUGGAAUCUGCCGAUGUUAUCCUUGAUGGUUACCGACCAGGCAGUUUAAAGCGUCUCGGAUACGGCCCCAGCCAGAUAUUGCAGCUCGUAAAGGGUCGCAAACGUGGCAUCGUGUACGUGGCUGAAGACUGCUUCGGUCAUGUUGGGCCUUGGUCCUCGCGACCAGGAUGGCAGCAAAUUGCGGAUUGCGUGUCAGGCGUCGCUUGGGCGCAAGGCCUCGGGAUGGGCCUCAACGAACCUGUCGUGCCACCAUUUCCCAUGAGCGACUACGGUACCGGCUGCAUGGGAACGAUUGCAGCGUUGACCGGUCUAUACAAGCGAGCAAAAUAUGGCGGGAGUUAUCUUGGCACAACUUCACUUUGCCAGUACGACAUUUAUCUACUUCAGUUAGGGCUAUACGACGAGAACAUAAUGGCCCAUCUGAGGGAACAGCACGAUAGCGAGUUCUUCGAACUACGCCACAACGACUCAGUUGACGAGGUUGGCAAGCGUGCUUUGAAAACAAUGAGGAGGACACAUCCCGAACUUUUUGACGAUAAGCACAUGCAAGGAUGCUUCAGUCGGGGUUUUGAUGCAAUCGUUCGUACCAUAAGGCCUGUCGUCGAGAUCGAAGGCACUUGGAACGGCUUCUUGCGCAGCUCCCGACCGAACGGCUUCGACACACCCACGUGGGACGACUGGGAGGUGGACGAUGACAUGUUAAAGAGCUGA